Messenger RNA from Saprolegnia parasitica CBS 223.65, 1499 nucleotides. RefSeq lists its product as hypothetical. NCBI's taxonomy places the organism in Eukaryota, Oomycota, Saprolegniomycetes, Saprolegniales, Saprolegniaceae. The coding region runs from base 30 to 1400 and encodes 456 amino acids. The transcript is spliced from 2 exons. The record is from RefSeq and is a predicted model, not a curated record.
UGGGUCGGUGCAAUAUUCAAAGAAGUGCGAUGAGCGCGAUGAGGAGCAUGGAAGAGGACGACGUCUUGCUGGCGCCGCUCCAUGAAGACGACGACCUGCAGGAAGACGAGGAUGACGAUAUGCUCGGCGAAGAUGACGACGACGACUUGAUGCUGGACGAUGACGAUGGCGGCUGGAGCGUCGACCUCGACGACCUCGACGACGUCGGCAGCCCCACGAGCGUCGCGACGCCCGACGCGUAUGGCUACGAAGAGCUGCUCUCGCGCGUCAACCUCUCGAGCGAGGAAGACGCGCCGUUCACGUUUCUGCUGCCAACGAGCUGCGACGACAGCAUGGCGACGAUCGACGAGAGCGCGCCGCCGAGCGAGUGCGGCAGCAUUGGCGGCGACGAAACCGACUCGGACGACGUCGUGUGCUGGGGCGAGAACGAAGCGGAUGAAAAAGAGUACCAAGACAUUGACCACCGCGUGAUUUGCGACAAGCAAAACCGGUUUUGGGCGCCGGCCGACGAGACCAGCGCCAGCAGUCCGAGCAGCGACGCCAAGCACAUGACGUCGAUGGUUGCGCCGCUGCCAUCGACCAACGUGACCGAGUCAGGACGCAUGGUCAACCGCAUUCUGGCGUCGUGCCUCAAGAAGCGCAAGCUCCACGUGCCGUACAAGCACCAAGUGAAGCUCGUCAACUUUACACCGGUUGUCGCCAAGACGACGCCGACGCUGCUCUCGUCGACCAAGGCGAUCAUGGCGCCGGUCCGGACGCUGCCGUCAACGAUUGCCGUCUCGUCGUCCUCUUCGUACAGUACAAGCAAAGCGCCGGACGAAGCGAGCAAGUCGGUCGAGACGGCGCCGUUGCCGCCGUUCAUUGCGAUGCCUGCUAACCACACACCGACGAUGAGCAAGGCACGGGACAAGGAUCACGUCAUGCAGCCGAACGAAGACCGCAAGAAGAUUGAGACCUCGACGCCGAAGAAGCUGCCGACACUGCCCGUGCUCGGUGUCACUGCGCCGCAUUUGACCAAGAAGGUCGCCCAAGAGAAACGCAAGCACGCGAUGAUGGCGACCGGCCUCACGCUGGCGUCGUUUAAGGUGACGCCAAUGCCGCUGACGCCGUCGGCCGACGACUCGGACGUUGACAUGAUGGCAAUCGACCAAGAACUUCUGGACCUUUGCAAGUCGAUCACGGACACGACGUCGCGCAUCUUGCGGCCAAAAGUCGACUUUUGCCGCUGCCGGACCUCGGCUGCAUGCCUCAGGACCUGCGCGACCUCAAGCUCAAGAUUGAGGCAACCGAAGUCAAAGUCGAGGGCACCAAGCAUCGGCACCGCAAGGGCGGGCCGUGUCCGCGAUGCCAAGUGCAGAACCAGCUCCGGGCGGCCAAGCGAGCGCUGCUCUGUCGCAUGAAACGCUACAAGUAAUCGCACCUCUAAUCUUAUGGACACGAACAAAUUUUCUAAUUACUUGAUAAUCUUGGCGUCGACGAGCUUGAGGCGCGCGCACCGC